Messenger RNA from Tinamus guttatus (white-throated tinamou), 1332 nucleotides. NCBI's taxonomy places the organism in Eukaryota, Metazoa, Chordata, Aves, Tinamiformes, Tinamidae. The record is from RefSeq and is a predicted model, not a curated record.
AUGGCGGCAGAGGCAACAGACACAGCCCAGGCCCCGUCCCCAGUCCAAGCCCCGGCCUCACCCCCAUCCUCGUCCCCGUCCCUGGCCGCAACCCUCUCUGAGGACUCAGCCCAUGACUCGGCUCCGGACCCCGCGACGCUGCCGCUGCCGCAGCUCCGCACCCUGCUGCAGGACCUCAGCCAUGCCAUCGCCUUGCACAAGGUCGAGAUGGAAAUGCUGGAGAAAUGGUACCGCAGGCUGGAGCCGCAGAGCCAGUCGCUGCACCUGCUCUCGGACAAGCGGGACUCCUCGCCGGAGGCGAUGCAGGUACCGCCGCCGAGCCCGGGCAGCAGCCGCAUCUGCGGAUACCCCUAUUCCCACGUCUGCCUCCCCGUGGGACCAAAACUCGCCCUUGGCCAUGAUUUUCGCCUUCACUUCGGCCUCCCCCAUGUCAAAGCAGAUGUGGCAGGCGGCGCACGUGGCAGGUUCAAAUCCAAGUCGCGUGCUCCAACAGACCGUUUUGUAGGCCUGACAGUGGAGCAGAAAUGUGAGCUGGUGGAGCGAGAGCUGGAGGAGACAAAGGAUGAGAUCCAGAAGAUACAGGAGGAAUCUGAGCAGACCCUGCGGGACCUUGAGGCAGCCAUGGAAGAAGCAGAUAUUUGGUGGGCUGAGGUUAAAAAAGCCAUCAGUGACUUCGACAAAGAAGUCAGCAUCCUCUCCCAGAAGAAAGGUGGUACCAUGGCUUCCGAGAAGCUGCUGAGAUACCUGGAGGAGAGGAGCCAUCAGAGGGAUCUGCUGAAAGAAAAGUUACGCUUGAAAAAUGAUUCACUCAGGAGUUACAAGAAAAAGCUGCAGCAACAGCUCAGGCAGAAGGAGCAGAUGGGAGAGACGCUCCGUGAGGUCCGUUUCGAGCAGCUGCAGAUUAGAAACAUGCAGUACCAGGAGAAGAUUGAGGAGAAGAAUGAGGAGCUGCUGCAGCUAAAACUGACCUCAGGAAAGACUGUCCAGGCCCUCAACUUCCAUAAAAGGAGGCUGCAGGAUGCCAUGGAAACAUCAGUGUGCCUGAUGAAAGACAUCUCCCAGAGGAAGGAGCUGCUGGAGAAGAUUGAAAGAGAAACCAUUCUGGCGGAGGAGGAACGAGCCAAAGCUGAGAGCCUGAACAAGCAGCUGCGGAGGCAGCUCUCCGAUUACCGAGUUCCCCCUGUUCUGAGGUACGUGCAGGAGAAGAUGGCCAUUAGUGACCUCCAAACCAGCCUCAAGGCUUGGGAGAGGAAGGUGUCAAUCGCUGAGAUGUCCUUGCAAAGCUACCGCAGAGCAUGGAACCGGGUCAAGAUGACCAGUAAGCAGCACUAG